CACCACGGCCGAGUGGAGUGGAGUGGAGUGAGCUGGCCAGCUAAGCGGCCCCACCUCGAGCCCUACCGAGCCGUGCCGGAGUACCGCCGGGUACCGCGUACACCGCGCACCGGCCUCUUUUGCCUUGAGCGGCGGCGGGGGCUCGCGCGCGUAGUUGGCGUAGCUCGCGUCUGGGUGUGUUUUCGAGUGUGCGAGUGACGGUGCUGCCGUAGUGUGAGUGCAGUGUGUGACAUUGUGGAUGCGCUUUGUGGAUACUUCGCUCGGCCUGCAAUCUGCUCUGCUGUCAGCGGACUCGCCGUCCCAGCGGCCGCCUGCGAUGACUCGCUGACCGUCCCCGUCCCCGCGGCCCGCGGCCACCACAAUGGACGCGGUGGCCGUCAUGGCUCCGGGUCGCUUCCGGCGGCGACUCAGCGACGACCACUCGGACACGGCGGAGUCCACGCCGGCCUCGGCGUCGACGGCGUCCUGCGGGGCGGGCACGGCGGGCACGGCGGGCACCGUGUCCGAGUCCAGCCCGUCGACGCGGUCCUGGCUGGGCGGCCUCGACGGCACCGGCUCCACCAGGGGCAGGCUGCCCUGGCUGUCACCCCGGGAACGACGGCAUCCUCUGCGCGACGUCCGCCUGUCGUGCUUCCGGAGCUACCUGCCGGGGUCCAUCGGCGGGCCAUCUGACGGCGACCUGCUGUGCGGGGACUCCACGCCGACGUCACCGAGGACACCCAAGACGCCGCGGCUGCCGGGCGGCGCGUCGUCGAAGGACAAGGCGGACAAGGGGGAGAAGGAGGAGAAGGGCAGAGGUCUGUCGCUGUCGGUUCGGCGGUCGCCCGGCCGCUCGCGCGGCAGCAAGUCGAGCGAGAACGUGUACUUUGUGAGCCCGCCCAGAGCGCAGGCCGAGCAACAACAAGAGCAACAGCAGCAGCAGCCCUCCAAGCAGGGCACGACGAACGGCGCCAACCUCAGCGCCAGGCUGCGCGCGUUGUCGGCGAGGUGCAUGGCCCUGGUGCACGCCGCCGGCGGCGACCGCAAGGCCAACAUCUCGGCGUCCGGGAAGAAGUCCUCGCGGCCCUGCAAGCAGCGCUCCUUCUCCUCGGGGGCGCUGCCGGGCCUGCACGACUUCCAGCGCCGCCAGCUCAACCCCAUCUACCGCGACGACGGCGACGACGGCCACGACACGCAGCCGGAUGAUGAGACGCCUCUGUCACCGAGCCCCUCCAACGGCGUGCUGGCUGGCGAGGAGGACUGCGACAGCGGCAUCCUGGUCAGCGAGGCCACCAGCACACCCCUCUCAAGCCUGCCGGGCAGCGGGGGCGGCGCCGGGGGUGGCGGUCGGGGUGGCCGGGGGUCGCUGCCGUGGGGCAGCGCGGUCGGCGCGCUGGGGGCUGCCACCGCCGCGUCACGGGCACUCAGAUCCGCGUCUCUGGACCGGGAGUUACUCGGGGGAAGUCCCCUCCUGGACCACGACGAAGGGGAGGACCCCGAGGAACUCAGCCACGCUGUCACUAGUCAAGCACGCCGCAGCCGGGCGUCCACCAAGUCGUCGUCGUCGUCCUCUGAGAUCAGCGAGAUCUUCUCCCGCUUCCAGCGCCGCCGCGUGGCCGGCACGAGCACGCCGUCGUCCUCCUCCAGGCCGUCGUCGCCGCCCCUCCUGCCCGCGCCGCGCGCCGCCUCCAACCUCGAGGGCGGCGUCGGGGGCGGCUCGGCGACGGGGCGGCGGCGCGAGUUCCACCUCGUGCGCCUGACGCGCGCCACCCCCACCGAGGAGCUGGGCAUCUUCAUCGCCAAGAGCGAGGCGCCCGACCGCGGCGCGCAGGGCUACGUGGUGGCCCACGUCGUGCCCGGGGGGCUGGCGCACAGGGACGGCCAGCUCCACCUCGGCGACGAGCUGGUGGUGGUGAACGGCAGGCAGCUGCGUGGACUGAGCAUGGCGGCGGCCAGGCAGCGGCUCCGGGCCGGGCCCACGCAGGUGGACAUCGUCAUCGCGCGCCAAUGCCAGUGCCAGAGUUCCGAGGGCCGCGACAGCGGCAUGGACACCUCCGGGGACAGCAUGACGGAGUGCUGCUGCAAGGCGGCCCCCGCGACCUCCACUCCGUCGCCGGCGCGCCGCACUCUACCGGAGUCCAGCGUGGACUACGAGAACGUGGUGCUCCGACCCAGGGACCGGACACCCACCCUGGCGUCGGCGGAGACACCGGAGACGGCGGCUGCGGACGAGGUCACCCCCACGGCGUCCACGACGUCCUCGACGGCGUCAUCGAGAACGUCGACGUCCUCCAGUGCAGCAGGCGCCAAUGCUAGUCUCGGCUGCAGCCCCGGUGGGGGCACUAGUCCCAGCUCGAGCGCGACCCCCAGCGCGACCCCCAGCGCGACCCCCAGCCCCAUGGCUUCCAGGCAGCAGCUCUUCCAGAAGCACGCGGCCCCCGCCAGCACCAAGGCCGCGCGCAGAUCUCUGGCGAUCGUGCCCCGCUCCAGCUCGCCGCCCCUGGAGCACCUGGAACCGCUGGAGCGGCCGGCGGAGACGCAGCACCACAGCCUCAAGCGGCGCGCCCGGCGCCACGGCUCGCGCCACGGCGGCCACGGCGACGGCGUCGUCAGCAGCGGCGCGCCGUCCGCGGCGUCCACCGAGUUCCGCGUCGAGCUGCGCAAGGGCCCCGGCUGCGGCGCGCUCGGCUUCACCGUCGUCGGCGGCGCCGACUCGCCGCGCGGCGCCCUGCCCAUCUUCGUGCGCUCCGUCCUGGAGGGCGGGCAGGCCGCCCAGGACGGCAGGCUGCAGCCAGGCGACGAGCUGUUCCUGCUCAACGGGCAGCCGCUGCGGGGCGCCACCCACUCCGAGGCGGUGGCCAUGUUCCGCGCCGUGCGGGCCGGGCCCGUGCUGCUCACCGUGUGCCGGAGAACGACCAAGAAGGCCCAGUCGUGCUCGGACCUGGUCGUCGGCCAGACCGCCUCCCAGGACGACGCAUAGUGUUGCUUCUCUCCGGCGUCGGGGGCCUGCCUGCUCUGCUGGCCCAUGGCUGGCCCUGCUGCCGAGCGAUUCAGAAGCACCGUUCCGUCGCUCGGUCUCUCUCGCACCCCUCCGACUCCUCGGCAUGAGCCUGCAGCUGCCUUCGUCUUUGUCGCUCCUACCUGAUGUAGCACUUUUCCCGAUCGCCCGCAAUUUCAUCAUUCCGCUUCCUCUUCUCCUCUCGCCCGCACUUCCACAACAAGCCCGGCACCAUCCAAUCUUCUAAAACUGCCAACUGCCCCGCGUUCGCGUUCUGUUUGCCGCUCUGCAACUGCACCCCCGCUCUCCCCCUCCCCCUGCCUGCCGGUUCGGCCGCGACUAAAGAGGUAUUUUCAGUAGUCCGGAGCGCGGUGCGCGAUCGCAGCGCACUCUGCGCGGCCGGCGGCGCCGUCCCGCUCCGCCAGCAGCGCAGCACGCGCAGCCAGCAGCGCGCGGCCGGAAAAACAAAAACAGGAAAGACUUGGGAAAAAAGAGGAAGGAGGAAACCGUUGAAGCGCGGUAAAAACAAAAGGGCGAAAUUGGGGCGGCCCAUUGAAGACAAAAGUGAGAAAAACGGGGAAACGGGCGCGCUGUGCCCCUUGUUCUUGUUGGCGCGGUCCACAAGGCGCGGCCGGGCGUCGCCCGGACUGGCGUGCUGGC
Thrips palmi is the source of this 3637-nucleotide messenger RNA. Its product is annotated as mucin-19-like. The coding region runs from base 362 to 2959 and encodes 865 amino acids. Gene Ontology annotation, molecular function: protein binding. The transcript has 13 exons. NCBI's taxonomy places the organism in Eukaryota, Metazoa, Arthropoda, Insecta, Thysanoptera, Thripidae. The record is from RefSeq and is a predicted model, not a curated record.